AUGGAUCCUUUCAACAAGCUCCCUUCGGAGCUCCGUGUGCAGAUCCUGAUUUCUCUUCGCAGCAGGCGCUCCGUAUUGCGGCUCGCCCAGGCAUCACCCGCUAUGCUUCACCAGUACCUCAUGUCUAAAGCAUACAUUGUACGUAUGUUGGUUGCCCUGGACUUCGACGAUGACACGAUACAGGACGCCAUGGGAAUCAUUCUACUUCCUUCACCUGAUAACCGUGGUCACUACUCGAAAAUACUUCGCCGUCAUUAUGCCCGCUGGUUAGAAAACCGGCUCCCGAAUCCUCUCGAGACGCGUGAUGGCAGCCUCAUUGACGAAGUCCACAGACUACAAGCCCGACUAUUGCUGUUCAUUGAGGACUAUCUUACCAAGGCCACAGCUAUCUUUCCGCCGCGAGAGUAUGUCUGCCUUCCCGAUCUAUCGCCAAAAGGAACUCACUUGAUGUUCAAAGACAAAGCUGUCAGCCCCAGAUUCAACGCUACCCAGCUUACCGAUGCGGAAAAGAAGCGGCUCCUAACAGCAUUUCUACGAUAUGAGAUGAUGUGUGCGAUCCGCCAUCCAAUAACCGGAUUUGUGACUGGAUGGGAUUUAAGUCCAUCAUAUAAGUACAAAGACCAGAGACUUGGGCCCUCGGAAAGAGAGACCAUUCGUUGCGUCCACCAAUACGUCAAGUCCCUCUACGCGGCAAUGUUUGCGUAG
This is a messenger RNA of Fusarium keratoplasticum, 705 nucleotides long. RefSeq lists its product as uncharacterized. The transcript has a single exon. Lineage: Eukaryota; Fungi; Ascomycota; Sordariomycetes; Hypocreales; Nectriaceae. The record is from RefSeq and is a predicted model, not a curated record. The coding region runs from base 1 to 705 and encodes 234 amino acids.